Molecule: messenger RNA, 2168 nt
Organism: Catharus ustulatus (Swainson's thrush)
Lineage: Eukaryota; Metazoa; Chordata; Aves; Passeriformes; Turdidae
Gene: RAB19
Product: RAB19, member RAS oncogene family
Exons: 3
Coding region: 14-658 (214 amino acids)
Molecular function (GO): GTP binding; GTPase activity
Source: RefSeq, a predicted model, not a curated record
CCCGGCGGCCGCGAUGCCGUUCCCCGGCUCCGGCGCGGACGAUGCCUUCGAUUACCUCUUCAAGAUCAUCCUGAUCGGCGACUCCAACGUGGGCAAGACGUGCGUGGUGCACCGCUUCAAGACGGGGCAGUACAACGAGAAGCAGCAGAACACCAUCGGCGUGGACUUCACCGUGCGCUCCAUGGACAUCGACGGCAAGAAAGUGAAGAUCCAAGUGUGGGACACAGCCGGUCAAGAGCGCUUCCGGACAAUAACCCAGUCUUAUUACAGGAGUGCCCAUGGGGCCAUCCUUGCCUAUGACCUUACUAGGAGGUCCACAUUUGAAUCCAUUCCUCACUGGAUUCAUGAAAUUGAAAAGUAUGGUGCUGCAAACUUGGUCAUGAUGUUAAUUGGGAACAAAUCGGACUCGCUGGACAAGCGCCAGGUGCUGUUUGAAGAUGCCUGCACCCUGGCAGAGAAGCACGGGCUCUUAGCCGUGCUGGAAACAUCAGCAAAAGAAGCUCAAAACAUAGAAGAGGUGUUCACAUUAAUGGCUAAGGAGCUGAUAGCUCGAAAUACCUUACAGCUUCAUGGGGAGAGCCCUCCAAACAGCUUCAGUCUUGACUCCAGGCCAGUGAUGGCCAGUCCAAGUGUGGAGAAGACCCAGUGCUCCUGUUGAAGAGAGACUUCAGGGAGAACCUGGAGACUGCCAUUCUUCUGAGGCUGUUUGAUUCAAUUUUGUUCAGUUGAUGAAAGUGUUCUGUGUGGCCUCAAGGCAUCUCUCUUGCUAUUUCUACCUUGCAGCUUGGCUUGUGAAUAUUUUCAGCGAUCAUUGUUGCUGUUGGUAGCACAGGUUGCUUUGAACAUAGCAAUGUGAACUUCUGAGAUGAGAGGACUCAGGAAGCUGCCAGCCCUUGCCUUAACCAAAGAGAACUGUAAAAAUUAUUGCCUUUAAUUAUUUCCUUACAUGUCUUUCUGGCUGUGUCAGAAGAUAAAUUUGCACCAGAGUUCUGCACUGACCCUUCCAAGCUGUGUUGCUGGUUUUAAGUACAAGCACUUUCCUCUCUGCCGGUAGCUGUAAAAAGUCUGACACAUGCUUGGACAGCACUAACCCACUCCUACCUGAACUUUCCUUUAGGAGCUCUCCUGACGUCAGGCAGGUAGCCACCCAUCCCAAGGAGCUUAAUACUUGUGAAAGAGUACAGGAUUUCACAUCUCCCCUGAGUUCCUCACCAGACAAACCUGGACACAUCUCUGCAGUGGUACAGCAGGCAGAACAUGAUACACUUCUUCCUGGGGUGAGAAAAGUUGCCUUUCACUUUGCUUUGGAAUAGUCAGGAUUGUUUCCAGUACUGAUCUCCAUCUUGCUGCAUGGACUUGCUGGGAGCAGCAAAGCUUCCAGUGGAAGGACCUUUUUUUCAUUCCUCCCUGCUAACCUCCUCUUGCUUUUGAUGUGCUGAUUUUAACCAAAAGCCUUCUGCCAAUGGCAGCUUGAGAGGAUCCCUAUUGAUUUUCAAGGGAAUGUGAAGGAUGAAUGCAAGUUCUGUAAAACUCAGCAAGGUUUAAAUUAGGUAAAAGAUUAAAAAUUUAAAUUAUGUUAGAGCGGUAAGGCAAUGGUUUGGGGGGCACCAGAGAGCUGCCCUAGGUGAGUAUAUCUGCUGCUGCUGUGGAGACUGAACAUGGUGGUAGCAAUGGAAGGUUUUGGCUUUCAGUUUUAAAAUUUGGUUUUCAAUUGCAAGCUCUGCUACUUGGGGCUCAUUUUUCUGUAUGCCUGACCUGAAUGAAGGGUUUGAGCUGGGGUUUUUUUUUGGUGAGGGUUUUGAGGUUGAUCGUUUUUGGGGUUUUUUUUCUGUUUGCAAGUUUUUUUUUCCCAGUAGAUGGAAACAGGGAAGGAGGAAGAAAGAAACAUCAGAGGAAGUUUUUUUGACUGCAGUCCACAUGUACCAAAGUGUAUCACUUAGUUACUGUUAAGCUAUGAACUGCAACUCCAACUCUGUAACGAUAAAACACAGAUUGUGUUACAUGCAAAGCAGCCUUGGGAAGGCUGGAGUGUUGCCAGCUUACCCAAUGGCUGGCUGCCCCUGUUUCCCAAGUCCUUGAAAAAUAGGGGAAAACAUGUAGCAAGUAUUGCUGGAAAAUCUUGUCUUAGAAGCACAAAAAAAUAAAGGAGAAUGAAUCAUUGAAUAAUA